GAUUAUUGGCGGUAACGAGAGCGAACGAGAGGUAUAAAAAAGGAUUAUUUUUAUAUUUUGUCACCAAAAUCAAGAAAUCAGAAAAGUUAAAUCUUCGAAUCGAUCUUCUUCGUGUAAUCUGCGAUCUAUAACGAACCGUCUUGGAAUAUUUAUCAUCUAAGGAUACUCAAAAAGUAUCACAGAGGUCAAGAUCAAGAGCAAGAAAGCUUAAUCAUUUGCGAGGAUGGACCCGCAACAUACUGGUGAUUUGUUCAAGCAUCUAGAGAAGCAGAAUGAGUUACUCAAGGAAGCUCAUAAAACCAUGUCACAGGAAAUUCAAAAACUCAUGGUGGAAGAACAGAUGAUGAUGCAUAAACUCUAUGAGCUAAUGGUUACUCAUCGUAAAAAUAACAAGGAAAUGAAGAAAACUCAAAAUGUGUUGGAAGGAAAAGAAACGCUUGAAGAAGCUUCUUCUUUAGCAAUAGUUCCUACUGGUGAUGAAGAACAGUGAGUAACUCACAUUUUAUAAACCAGGAUAGACCAGCCCGGUUUGUGAUAGGCCUAAUUGUAUUAGUUUUGAGAGAAACAGUGUCUUAUGACACUGAUUUUUGAUUCUUGAGCUCUCUUUACAAAGAAUCUGCCACCUAUGUACAUGUAUAAAAUAUAUAUAUGCAAUCGCUGA
Messenger RNA from Eruca vesicaria subsp. sativa (arugula), 661 nucleotides. The record is from the annotation of a GenBank genome assembly. Lineage: Eukaryota; Viridiplantae; Streptophyta; Magnoliopsida; Brassicales; Brassicaceae.